GGUCCUUGUGUUUCUCUUGAUCCCUUCAGCCGUUGUCCUUCGACUGAGCGCAGAAAGUGUAAUUGUGAAAUGAGCGCGCCGGGCGGAGACGAAGAUACGGGGAUGGCGUCCACUCAGCACACCCCUCAGGCACCGACCUUUGAAGACGUGGCAGUGUAUUUCUCGCAGGAGGAGUGGCAAUGUCUUCAGCUAAAAGAAAAAGAAAUAUAUAAAGACGUGAUGAUGGAAAACUUCUGCUAUCUGGUGUUUCUGGGUUACAACACUGCCAAACCGGAAAUUAUAUCCAUGAUCGAGAAGGGGGAGGAGCCCUGGAUUUCAGCGCAGCAGGCGCCAAAGUUACCGUGGAGCUGUCCAGAUGAUCCGGUAUGGCAGUCAGCUCAGCACGCCACGUCUGGAGCCCGAAGGUCUGGUGAUACUGACGAGUUACCACAUCCAGAUAACACCGUACAGUCAGAUGGACAGGAGCGGCUGCUUCCCUGUGCUGAGCCCAGACGGACGUUUCCUAAUAAGCUCUCCUAUAGAAAACAUCAGAAGCCCCUGACCUCGGUGAAGCCGUACCACUGCCAUGAAUGUAGAAAGAGCUUCAGCACCAAAUCUCAUCUUGUCAGGCAUUUGGUCACUCACUCUGACAGGAAACCGCUGGUCUGUCCUGAAUGUGGGAAAUGUUUUCUGCAAUACUCAACGUUCUUCUUACAUGGCAGGAUCCACUGUGGGGAGACACAGAUGUCUAAUCUGGUCAGACAUGAGAGAACUCACUCUGGACAGAAGCUGUUCGCCUGCACCGUGUGCGGUAAAAGCUUUAACAUCAGUUCAAGUCUGGUCAAACACCUGCGGAUCCACACGGGAGAGAAGCCGUACGCCUGCUCCGUGUGCGGGAAGAGCUUCAGGCAGAAGUCCCAUCUGGACAAACAUAAAAUCAUCCAUUCUGAAGAGAAGUUUUUCUAUUGCUGGGAGUGCGGGAUCCACUCCUCGUCUGCCGCGGACCACGCCAAACAUAAGCUAAUGCACUCCAGCCAUAAGCCGUUCUCCUGCUCCGAAUGCCAAAGGCGAUUUAGGUGGAAGUCGUCCCUCUUAGAACACAUGAGGAUUCACACGGGCGAGAAGCCAUUUUCUUGCUCACAAUGCACAAAGAGUUUUCGUUGGAAGUCUUCCCUUGUGGAACACCAACGUGUCCACUCCGUCGACAAACUCUUCUCCUGCCCUGAAUGUGGUAAAUCCUUCUAUAAACGCUCCAAUCUGGAGCAACAUCAAAGAAGCCACACGGGAGAGAAGCCCUAUGCCUGCUCAGACUGCGACAAGCAGUUUAGCCGCAAUAGACACUUGGUACGCCAUCGGGCGGUGCACAUUGAAGAUGCCCGGUUUUCUUGUGCUGACUGUGGAAAGUGCUUUACUCGGGAGGUGGCACUGACUCGGCACCAAAAAGUCCACAAUAAGAAGAUUUGCCCAGCCAAGGAUUGUGGGAAAGUCUUUACCUACCAAUCCGAACUCCUGAAGCAUCUGAGAGCUCACUCCGGGGAGAAGCAGUAUUCCUGUUCAGUUUGUCACCAGUCCUUCAGCAGCAUCUCCAAACUUCUUAGCCAUCAGCAGGUUCACACCGGAGUGAAGUCUCACACCUGCUCCGAAUGUCACAAAUGGUUUGCCCAGAAGUCGUCCCUCAUCAAACACCUGAGAACCCACAGCGGAGAGAAGCCAUUCGAGUGCUCAGUCUGUAAGAAACGCUUCAGCCAGAAGUCCCAUGUGGUCAAACAUGAGAAGGUUCACACCAGAGUCAAGCAGUUUCCCUGCCAGGACUGUAGUAACAUUUUUCUGACUAAGUCUGAUCUGACCAGACACCUGAUAAUCCACACAGGAAGUAAACCCUUCUCUUGUUCUGUGUGUGGGAAAAGCUUCUGUACAAAGUCCAACCUUAAACAGCAUGUGAGGACUCACACAGGGGAGAAGCCAUUUUCUUGCCUUAAUUGUGAGAAACGCUUCAGUACCAAAGCCCACCUGCUCCGACACCAGGUCAUUCAUGAGGCAGAGAAGUCGCUCAUCUGUUCUGAAUGUGGGAAAACGUUCAAGCAGCACUCUACCCUUGCCCAACACCAGAAGGUGCACAAAGGCCUUGGUCCAUUUUCAUGUUCUGUGUGCGGGAAAGUCUUCUCCCAGAACUCAGGUCUAGAGGAACACAUGAGAACGCACGCUGGGGAGAAGCGAUACACCUGCUCCGAGUGUGGAAAAUCUUUCACCGUCAGUUUGGCUCUUAUUAACCAUAGGAGAAUCCAUACCGAGGAGAAACCGUUCUCGUGUUCAAGUGUCUCAAACGGUUCAGUCAGAAGUGGCAGCUAGAUCGACACAGAAGUGUCCACCGUGAGGAGAAACUUUACACCCGCGGGUAGUGUGGUCAGGGCUUCACCGAAAGCUCCAGGUUGAGCAACCAUCAGGCCGUCCACUGAGGACACAAAUCAUUCUUCUGUCUUCAGUGCCAGAAGAGCUUCAACUGGAAGUAGUCUCUCAUAGAGCACAGCCACCUCCAUACAGGGGAGAGGCCAUACGUGUGCCCUUUGUACGGGCUUGGCCAUUCCAGGAGGUCCGCCAUGAUGAAACACCGACUCACACAGGAGAGCCGGAUAAGUGUGCACCCCAAAAAACAAAUAAUUCACUUCAGCCAGGAACAUUGUAGUCACAUUGGUGUAAAACUGGAAAUCAAAGUGGAAGAAGAUUGGGGCCACCAUGAGAUCCCAAAAUCACUCCCAUCAUCCUUAGAGCCUCCAUACAGAACGUGUCAAGGUGACAAUACAGAACACAUCCAGCUGACCAUUCCUUGGGUUUCCUAUAUCUCCGGGCGCUCAGCUCUUCACCUAUCAAUAGGGAAACAGCAAGAAUACAAAACAAUAUAAAUCUUUAUUGAGAACAUAUAUCGCAAAAACAUGACUUAAGAAAUAGAGGCACAAUGUACAUCGCAGGAGGUAGAGACAGUAACGGUGGAUAUAUAGUAGGAUACAAUACAUCCAUGGGACAUAAUAAAAGAAAAGCUACAAAGAUAAUAGUGAUAUGUCCCAAAAUGUAAAGGAAUAAACAGUACAUCGAGCAAUUAACCCAGCGUGUUGAGCACGAAUAUUUGUAAUGCAAAUUUUUAUUGCGAAUAUUGGCACUUCGCAAUUUCGAGAAUAUUUAGAAUCUAGUGCUAUAUAUACGUAAUGACAAUUAUUUUUUUCACAUGCAAAUUUUUUAUGCGAAUUUUGCAUGCAAAUUUUUGUAUGGAGAAAUUUUUAUUUACAAACCUAGCCAAUAUGCAAAUUUCGCGAACAUAGGAUGAAUUAUCGUCAAUAUAUUCUCGAAAUAUCGCAAAUUCGAAUAUGGCCCCUGCCGCUCAUCACUCUUCAGUAAGGGCGUGGCUAACUCUGAUUCCAGGACCAGUAUAAAAAGAGAGAAACAGCCAAUCAUUGAAGAGUAUCCUGAGAUUGAUGACCAAUUGGUCCCAUAGAGGCCCAUACCCAUAAUACAUAAAGUAAACCUCGCACCUCAUGUAAAUUUCGUGCAUAUACUGUGGUGUCUGACAUCAUAACCGCCUGAGUGCCGAGUUGGGCGGAAAUGUUCAGAGGCGGAAGUCCGCACGGUCAUGUGAUCGGAGUCCUAUGAAAGCCGAAUAUGGCCAUAUAAUCACGUCAGGGAAGAUCGGGCACAUGCACAAUGGAUCCAAACCGACACAGACAGGCACAAUACAAAGAUGUAUAAAUACUCAGUAACACACCACAGCGACAAAACCGUAAUGCAUAUAAAUCGUGAACACACGUGAAAAGAAUAAAGAAAGGUAAGUAUGUACGGCUAGAAAAAGAAUGAAAUAUUAAGAGAAAAUGAGAAAACACAAGUGAAUGUAUACAUGAUGAAUGGGGGAUAAAAACAAGAUAAACGUACGCAUAAGAAAUAUAUAUAUGUGUAUAUGGUAACUAAAAAUAAAUAAAUAAUUAUGAGUGAAUGAGAUGCAAAAGUGGCAUAGAAGGAACAUACUGUAUGCACGUGUUCACAAGUAACUAACACAUAAAACAGUGCUUCCCAACCAGGGUGCCACCAGCUGUUGCAAAACUACAACUCCCAGCAUGCUCGAACAGCCGUUGGCUGUCUGGGCAUGCUAGGAGUUGUAGUUUUGCAACAGCUGGAAGCAGACAUAAAGUGAACAUGUGUGUGCAGAAGAGAAAUAAUGAGUGAGAAAGUAAUAAUUAUGGAAAAAUAUAAAAAAAAAAAAUGAUUAACAAAAAAUAUGAAAAAAAGUAUUAAAAAUGUUUAAUAAAUAAGAAAUAAAAGAAAAAUAAACAAAAUAUAAAAAUAAAAAAUGGAAAAGAGAAAAUAAAUGGGAUGUGUAUGUGAAUAAAUGAAAAGGUCUGAAAAAUAGAAAGAAAGAAAAAUGUGUAGAUGGAAUUAUGUAAAAGAGAAAGAAAUAGAGAUUCACUGCAAUAAGUAGCACCAAAAAAUCACACACUCAGAAUUUUUAUUAUGCUCAAAUAUUAAAUAACAGAACAGUGUAUUGCACACACAUUACUCAGUACAAAAGAGAUUAAAAACAUCUAAAAAAAACUGACUCAGAAGAGCCAGUGCACAACCUAGGAGAGGGGCCAUGAACCCCCUCACCUAAAGACACCCGUCCUCAAUGCACAAUAAUAGAAUGUAGAAUAGUCUCUACAGUACUGGAGCCUGACAGUCCACUUGCUCAAUUAAACAAUAAAGAAUGCACAAUGAAAGUUUUAAUUUGUGUUAGUUAGAAACACUAUAAUCUCGAUACGUAUGGACAAGAAGCAAGCGUCCCAGACCGGAGUGAGGCAAUAUGGGAUCCACAAUGCAAAGACAGAGGACGGGGGUCACAAAAUACCCCACGCGUUCCGUCGCCUAAAUGGCAACUUCCUCAAGGGUGAUGGGAGAUGGAAUUAUGUACGCUCAAAUGGAACCACCCAAUAGACAAGUGUCUUCAUAAUGAUCAUAAUGUGCAAAAAUACGAAGUGUAUAUUUAUUAAUAAAACAGAUAUACAGUACAAAACGACCACUAAAACAAUAGCAGAAAAAGAUUUAUAGUAUAGUAGGUCAGAAUGGACCAGUCAUAAAUAUCAAAAUAAUAUAUGGUAUUAAAAACCUAUGGAUAAAGAAGCGCACCGCUAAUAUAUGGAUAAAGAAGCGCACCGCUAAUAUAUGGAUAAAGAAGCUCACCGAUAAUAUAUGGAUAAAGAAGCUCACCGCUAAUAUAUGGAUAAAGAAGCUCACCGAUAAUAUAUGGAUAAAGAAGCUCACCGCUAAUAUAUGGAUAAAGAAGCUCACCGAUAAUAUAUGGAUAAAGAAGCGCACCGAUAAUAUAUAAAUAUAUAUAAUCUCAUAAAGUGUGACAGUAUUAACUCUGCAUUCACUCACUGAGAGUAAGAACGACCAGACGGCCAAUAAAAUACAUGAGGAUGGACAGAUGGGAGAGGACGGAUCAAAAGAAAUGAAAAAAGAAAAAACCUUAGAAAAGGAUUAAAACAACUUACUAUAAAAUCCGACAUAGACACGAGCGGAUGAAAGGCUACACGGAAUAAAGGAUAUUGGUAGGAACUCACAGAAAUGGAGCAGAAAUAAUAUCAUCGUUUAAGCCCAAUGGUUGCAUUGUCCUCUUUCACCAUGCAUUAACCUCACGUUGUGCCAAUAGUCUUCCAAUCCCACCUCUUGGACUAAUACAAAUCCUGUCUAUUUCCCGAAAUGUAGGUCCCGAAGCAUCCCCAUUGUGUAGUAUGAAAUGGCGCAGAAUGGUUGUAAGGCUGGAUAUAUCUUCAUGGUUCUCUGCAGCUUGGAUUCCCAAAACACGUUCACGUAUUCUAUGUUUGAGCUCACGGGUUGUGAGGCCAAUAUGGAUGAAACCACACGGACACGUGGCAUGGUAGUGACUCCAAUGGGAUUGCACGAAAUACUGUGUGUGGUCACAUGUUGCUUUGUACCACUGGAGUUAGAGAAAUGGGGAUCAGAUGUUAUUGCAUGCAAUAUAUUUAUCGCAGGGGCCACAACCCCAUUUGGGGUCUUUAGAACCAAAGAUUUUCUUGGUCGGGUACCAGGGUGGUGACUGUAUAAGUGUGUACUGGAGAUUGGAGAUCUCCUGUAUGUUAUUGAGGGGUAUCCUUGAAUACACACUGUAUAUGCCUUUUAUACCUAUAUACCUUUAGCAUGGGAUCUAAAGUUAAUGUCCCAAUACUUUGCAUUCGCUGUCCUUCAUUGUCAUGUGAACAGAGGUAAUAAAUCUCACCUGCUCCCGCCGGUCUAGGUUGUAGAGGGGCACUGCCAUUGUUGGA
Messenger RNA from Hyla sarda, 6284 nucleotides. Its product is annotated as zinc finger protein 569-like. Lineage: Eukaryota; Metazoa; Chordata; Amphibia; Anura; Hylidae. The coding region runs from base 70 to 2328 and encodes 752 amino acids. The record is from RefSeq and is a predicted model, not a curated record. Gene Ontology annotation, biological process: regulation of DNA-templated transcription. The transcript has 5 exons.